AUGUCUGUCGAAGCCAAGUUCAACAAGGCCGUCUCCAUCGUCGGCUCGCUCCCCAAGGACGGCCCCGUCCAGCCUACUCAGGAUGACCAGCUCAAGUUCUACGGCUACUACAAGCAGGCCACCAUUGGUGACGUCAACACCAAGAAGCCCGGCAUGUUCGACUUGACCGGCAAGUACAAGUGGGAGGCCUGGAAUAAGAACCAGGGUAUGUCCAAGGAGGACGCUCAGCAGGCCUACGUCGAUGCCCUUCUUGAGAUCCUCAAGAAGCACGGGAGCGAGGGUGACUCUGCCAAGUACAUCCAGGAGAUCGAGAGCGCCUAA
This is a messenger RNA of Ustilago hordei, 321 nucleotides long. RefSeq lists its product as uncharacterized. Lineage: Eukaryota; Fungi; Basidiomycota; Ustilaginomycetes; Ustilaginales; Ustilaginaceae. Bases 1 to 321 code for a protein of 106 amino acids. The transcript has 4 exons. Gene Ontology annotation, molecular function: fatty-acyl-CoA binding. Gene Ontology annotation, biological process: fatty acid metabolic process. The record is from RefSeq and is a predicted model, not a curated record.